AUGCAGGCUCGCACGGCUUCCUGGACGAACGUAUGCGACGGUAGGGACCAAGCCAGAGGUUCGUCGCCGGUCACGUCAGGUCUGAAGAUCGCAUUGAUAGAGGGGUUGGAUCUCGAGAAAGGAAAGCUGAGGGAUGCUUCGCCGACGCAUUUUGCCAACCGCUGCAGUUCGUUGACGCCGGCGUCGGUGCAGAAUUUGAUAGAAAUGGGAGCAUGGCCCCACAUUGAUCAAUCCCGCGUCCAGCCAUACCAGGAAAUGCAAGUAUGGGAUGGAGUCAGCGAUGCACGCAUCUCGUUCGACUGGGCGGAAGUUAGUCGCCAGCCUGACCAGCCCACGACCAUUGCCUACAUGAUCGAAAACGCCAACCUCACAACCGGUCUACUCAAGCGUCUAACAGAGCUAGGCGGCGUCACUACCUUUUCACCAACGCGUGUUGAAUCCAUUCAAUUGGGCACGGACUCUCCUGACGGCCUGGACAUGAGCUCCUGGCCCGUCGUGACCCUCAGCGACGGCCGCACCCUCGCAGCCCGCCUCCUUGUUGGCGCCGAUGGUGCCAACAGCCCCGUUCGCGCAUUCGCCGGCAUCCAAAGCCGUGGCUGGGACUACGGACGCCACGGCGUAGUUGCAACAUUGACCCUGGAGGGUCCGGGUUGGGGUGGUCUGGAGCACAAAAUCGCAUACCAGCGCUUCCUCCCGACCGGCCCUAUCGCUAUGCUCCCUCUGCCCGGCAACAUGGCCUCGCUUGUCUGGUCCACCGUUCCCGAGCGCGCCGCGCUCCUACGCUCUCUCUCUCCUACUGACUUCACCGCUAUGGUCAAUGCGGCCUUCCGCUUGGCGCCCGCCGACCUCGACUACCUGCACGCCAUUCCUGCCAGCCAAGCCGACGAGGUGGCUUGGCGCCUACCACAUGCUACCCACAACAGCAGCAGUGGUCCCACUGCGCUUCCGAUGACAGUGACGGCAGUGCAGGACAAGAGCGUCGCUGGCUUUCCGCUCAAGCUGCGCCAUGCCGACACGUACAUCGGCGAGCGCGUCGCCCUCGUUGGCGAUGCCGCGCACACCAUCCAUCCGCUCGCAGGACAGGGCCUCAAUCAGGGCCAGGGUGAUGCUGCCAGCCUGGCCCGUGCCGUUGCUCAAGCCGCACAGGCGGGCAUGGACAUUGGUACCCAGCUCGCCCUCGAGCCGUACGUCGCAGAGCGCUACCAGGCCAAUAAUGCGCUCCUGGGCGUUUGCGAUAAGCUACAUAAGCUGUAUAGCGUCGGCACAGGCCCGGUUGUGGGGUUGAGGAGUCUGGGCCUUAGGGCAGUGGAUAAAUUGGGGCCUAUUAAGGGGCUGUUUAUGAGGGCUGCGGCAGGAAAUGGAAAAGUGGUGUCUUAA
Molecule: messenger RNA, 1377 nt
Organism: Lasiodiplodia theobromae
Lineage: Eukaryota; Fungi; Ascomycota; Dothideomycetes; Botryosphaeriales; Botryosphaeriaceae
Product: Ubiquinone biosynthesis monooxygenase coq6
Exons: 4
Coding region: 1-1377 (458 amino acids)
Biological process (GO): ubiquinone biosynthetic process
Cellular component (GO): mitochondrion
Molecular function (GO): oxidoreductase activity, acting on paired donors, with incorporation or reduction of molecular oxygen, NAD(P)H as one donor, and incorporation of one atom of oxygen; 2-octaprenyl-6-methoxyphenol hydroxylase activity; FAD binding
Source: RefSeq, a predicted model, not a curated record